This is a messenger RNA of Urocitellus parryii (Arctic ground squirrel), 1232 nucleotides long. RefSeq names its product H2A.Z variant histone 2 (gene H2az2). Gene Ontology annotation, cellular component: nucleosome. Lineage: Eukaryota; Metazoa; Chordata; Mammalia; Rodentia; Sciuridae. Gene Ontology annotation, molecular function: structural constituent of chromatin; DNA binding; protein heterodimerization activity. The record is from RefSeq and is a predicted model, not a curated record.
CCAUUGGCCGCAGUGGCGCGAGGCGGGCCCCGGUUAUUGUCCCGACCGGCGGCGGCGAUCGGAGCUGCGAGAGCGGCUGCGGCGGCGCGGGGCGGCAGCGGGUGGUCGCGCGGCCCAGCGAAGGCAGAGGCGGCCGAGACCAUGGCUGGAGGCAAAGCUGGAAAGGAUAGUGGGAAGGCCAAGGCCAAGGCAGUGUCUCGCUCACAAAGAGCUGGACUACAGUUUCCUGUGGGCCGCAUCCACAGACACUUGAAGACUCGUACCACAAGCCAUGGACGGGUGGGUGCCACUGCUGCCGUAUAUAGUGCUGCGAUUCUGGAGUACCUCACUGCUGAGGUGCUGGAGCUGGCAGGUAAUGCUUCCAAGGAUCUCAAAGUAAAGCGUAUUACUCCACGUCACUUGCAGCUUGCAAUCCGUGGUGAUGAAGAAUUGGAUUCUCUUAUCAAGGCUACCAUAGCUGGGGGUGGUGUGAUCCCUCAUAUCCACAAAUCUCUGAUUGGAAAGAAGGGACAGCAGAAAACUGCUUAGAGGGUUGUUUUAACCAAUCCUCUUCCUCCCCGUCAUUGUACUGUAACUGGGACAGAAGAUAACAGUGGGGAUAUGUGGAAUUUUUAAAAACAGUUAAAUGGAAAGGCAUAGACAAUUACUGUAGACAUGCUAAAAGAAACAUUUGUAUGUUCUUAGACUCAAAGUUUGAUAAAGUACCUUUUCAUGUGGUGACAGUGUGUGUUGAUUGGCUAGGUUUCUCCCAUAUGUUUUAUACAAAAAUGGAAUUGAUAAACCAUUUUUUACAAAAUUAUUGUCUCAAAAUUGUUCUGUUCAUGAUGUAUUGAAAAUAUUUUGCUCAGCUUUUGAAAUUUUUUUAAAUCAUAAUCAUUAUUCAGAAUAGUCUUAAAGUAGAAAUUGGGAAUAUAGCUUUAUCAUGUUUGAUAUUCCAUGUUAUAUUGAAUGUUAGACGCUAUCAAUUUGUUAUAAUGCUCCAUUAUCUUAUUAUAUACCACUAAGAAAGGAAAACUCCUUGAAUUAAUGCCAUCAAUUAUAGGAUACAUCUCAAUUUCAGAGAUGUUAGAAUAUGGAAAAAUAUGCAUUUUAUACCGAAAUGGGGUAGUAGAUUUACUGGAAUCCUUUAUUGAGUACUUACCACGUGCCAGGCCCUGUGGUCAGUGCUUUACUAAUCAAGAAAUCUUAUCCUCACAUUAUAGACAUGGUUCCUGAGGUUCACAGAAAUUAAA